AUGUCCAUCCCCAUCUCCAAACCCUCCACUCUACAAGACUGCAAAACCCAAAUCCAAUCCCUGCACUCCUUCGAACUCCGACACAACAUCGAAAUCAUUGCCCAACCCUCAAACCUUUACCAUGCCCACAAACACCCCGGCCUCGCCAUCUUCGACAUGGACUCCACCCUGAUCCAACAAGAAGUCAUCGACGAACUGGCCCGCGCCGUCGGCUGCUACGACCAGGUCUCCGCCAUCACCGAAGCGGCCAUGCGCGGCGAGGAGCCCUACACGGAUUUCGAAGCGAGUUUGCGGGCGCGGGUGGCGUUGUUGAAGGGCGUGCCGAUGACGAUAUGGGAGGAUUUGAAGACGAAAGGGAUUAUUACGUUUACGCCGGGGGCGGGGGAGUUGUUGCGUGUUUUGAGGGGGUUGGGAUGGAAGAGUGCGGUGCUUAGUGGUGGCUUCAUCAAUCUCGCGGAAUGGGUGGAAGAAACUCUUGGACUGGAUUAUGCGUUUGCGAAUCAUCUCGUUGCCGAUGAGAUGGCGGGUGUUCUUACGGGGGAGCUUGUGCCGGGCAAGCCGAUUAUUCAUGGGGAGAAGAAAAGGGAGUUGCUUUUGGAUUUGGCGAAGAAGGAAGGUAUCGAGAGGGAGAGAGUUGUGGCCGUGGGCGAUGGUAGUAAUGAUCUGCCGAUGAUGGGGGUUGCGGGGUUGGGCGUGGCGUUCAAUGCGAAGCCGAAGGUGCAGGUGGCGGCGCCGGUGAGGUUGAAUUCGGGGAGUUUGAAGGAUGUGCUGUAUGUGCUUGGGUACAGUGAAGGGGAGAUUCGGAGUGUGUUGGAGGGUUGA
Zasmidium cellare ATCC 36951 is the source of this 822-nucleotide messenger RNA. RefSeq lists its product as uncharacterized. Gene Ontology annotation, biological process: L-serine biosynthetic process; dephosphorylation. The coding region runs from base 1 to 822 and encodes 273 amino acids. The transcript has a single exon. Lineage: Eukaryota; Fungi; Ascomycota; Dothideomycetes; Mycosphaerellales; Mycosphaerellaceae. Gene Ontology annotation, molecular function: L-phosphoserine phosphatase activity; magnesium ion binding. Gene Ontology annotation, cellular component: cytoplasm. The record is from RefSeq and is a predicted model, not a curated record.